Blepharisma stoltei is the source of this 652-nucleotide messenger RNA. The record is from the annotation of a GenBank genome assembly. Lineage: Eukaryota; Ciliophora; Heterotrichea; Heterotrichida; Blepharismidae.
AUGCUGGAUAGCCGAAUACCGCAUAGUGAGCUAUUAACGCAUUCUUUUCUAACCCCGACGCACAAUAAAUCCUACCGGAAGAAAAACUCGAGAAAAAGAAAAAGAAAAACAAAUGACCAGCUUUUACUACUGCAAAGGGAAUUUGAAAAUAACCCAGAAUGAAGCAAAGAGUCAUUAGCCCGCCUAACAAAAUUAACUGGCCUAAGUGAAGCUCAAGUGUACAAAUGGGGCUGGGACCAGAAAAAGAAGAUUGAGUUUUCUUCUUAUUCUAAGUCAUCAUCGACAGUCAGCUUAGCUCAGCUUUUUGGUUCAUUUUUUUGCAGUCAACCCAAUUUUUAUAAAAUAUUUUUGAUAUAUAAUAUUUUUAACCAAAAACUGUUAAUUCUGGGACUAAAUAUUUAAAUGGGAAAAAAAAGACCAAAUUUCUUUAGAAACUAAUAAAAAACAAAAAAUCACUAACCAGCUUUUUGAGGACACUUGUGUACAAAUUUGUUGGAAACCUCAAGAAAAUAGCAUAGUCGAGCUGCCUGUGGAUAAUAAUAUGAAGUGCAGAGAAAUUAUGCCGCCACUUGGGGUUGAUAUGGAUUUAUUAACGAUUCAAAAAUCGUAUCGAAGUAAUAUGGAAGCCUUUGGGCUUCGUAGGAAUAUAUAG